This is a messenger RNA of Otolemur garnettii (small-eared galago), 1714 nucleotides long. It is a transcript of the gene UBA3, whose product is annotated as ubiquitin like modifier activating enzyme 3. NCBI's taxonomy places the organism in Eukaryota, Metazoa, Chordata, Mammalia, Primates, Galagidae. Gene Ontology annotation, molecular function: NEDD8 activating enzyme activity. The coding region runs from base 54 to 1445 and encodes 463 amino acids. Gene Ontology annotation, biological process: protein neddylation. The record is from RefSeq and is a predicted model, not a curated record. The transcript has 18 exons. Gene Ontology annotation, cellular component: cytoplasm; nucleus.
CCGCCUCCAGCCCCCCUCGCCGUGAGGGAAUCUGGGAAGAGGCGGAGAACAAUAUGGCGGAUGGCGAGGAGCCGGAGAAGAAAAGAAGGAGAAUAGAGGAGCUGCUGGCUGAGAAAAUGGCUGUUGAUGGUGGGUGUGGGGACACUGGAGACUGGGAAGGUCGCUGGAACCAUGUAAAGAAGUUCCUCGAGCGAUCUGGACCCUUCACACACCCUGAUUUCGAACCCAGCACUGAAUCUCUCCAGUUCUUGUUAGAUACGUGUAAAGUUCUAGUUAUUGGAGCUGGCGGCUUAGGAUGUGAGCUCCUGAAAAACCUGGCAUUGUCUGGUUUUCGACAGAUUCAUGUUAUAGACAUGGACACUAUAGAUGUUUCCAAUCUAAAUAGGCAAUUUUUAUUUAGGCCUAAAGAUGUUGGAAGACCUAAGGCUGAAGUUGCUGCGGAAUUUCUAAAUGACAGAGUUCCUAAUUGCAAUGUAGUUCCACAUUUCAACAAGAUUCAGGAUUUUAAUGAUACUUUCUACCGACAAUUUCAUAUUAUUGUAUGUGGACUGGACUCUAUCAUAGCCAGAAGAUGGAUAAAUGGCAUGCUGAUAUCUCUUCUAAAUUAUGAAGAUGGUGUGUUAGAUCCAAGCUCCAUUGUUCCUUUGAUAGAUGGUGGGACAGAAGGUUUUAAAGGAAAUGCAAGGGUAAUUCUGCCUGGAAUGACUGCUUGUAUUGAGUGCACACUGGAACUUUAUCCACCACAGAUCAAUUUUCCCAUGUGCACCAUUGCAUCUAUGCCCAGGCUACCUGAACACUGUAUCGAGUAUGUAAGGGUGUUGCAGUGGCCUAAGGAGCAGCCUUUUGGAGAAGGGGUUCCAUUAGAUGGAGAUGAUCCUGAACAUAUUCAAUGGAUUUUCCAAAAAUCCCUAGAGAGAGCAUCACAAUAUAGUAUUAGAGGUGUUACAUAUAGACUCACUCAAGGAGUAGUAAAACGAAUCAUUCCUGCUGUAGCUUCCACGAAUGCAGUCAUUGCAGCUGUGUGUGCCACUGAGGUUUUUAAAAUAGCCACAAGUGCAUACAUACCCCUUAAUAAUUACUUGGUAUUCAAUGAUGUAGAUGGGCUGUACACAUACACAUUUGAAGCAGAAAGAAAGGAUAAUUGCCCAGCUUGUAGCCAGCUUCCUCAAAAUAUUCAGUUUUCCCCAUCAGCUAAACUACAGGAGGUUUUGGAUUAUUUAACCAAUAGUGCUUCUCUGCAAAUGAAAUCUCCGGCCAUCACAGCCACAUUAGAGGGAAAAAAUAGAACACUUUACUUACAGUCAGUAACCUCUAUUGAAGAACGAACAAGGCCAAAUCUCUCCAAGACAUUGAAAGAAUUGGGGCUUGUUGAUGGACAAGAACUUGCAGUUGCUGAUGUCACCACACCACAGACUGUACUAUUCAAACUUCACUUUACUUCUUAAGGGAAAGAAAUCUACAUUUAAUAGAAAACUCAUGGAAAAAAUACAGUUAAUGGAUGCUAAGAAGUUUAAUUGAUGUCAUUUUUAGCAGUAGUGUUGCUGGAAAUUGACUUUUUUAUAUAAUGAACCAGUCUUUUUUAGCUUAAUAACUUGACCUUGAGGACAGAAUUUGGGGGUUGGUGCUUGUAAGCAUUUUCAUUGAUAAUAUGGGAAACAAUGCCUGGAGAGAAAGAUUAUGAGAAAACGUAUUGCUUCUUCCAGAGAAGGAGGCA